Boleophthalmus pectinirostris (great blue-spotted mudskipper) is the source of this 2705-nucleotide messenger RNA. RefSeq names its product islet cell autoantigen 1-like (gene ical1). Gene Ontology annotation, cellular component: Golgi apparatus. Gene Ontology annotation, molecular function: protein domain specific binding. The record is from RefSeq and is a predicted model, not a curated record. Gene Ontology annotation, biological process: regulation of transport. The transcript has 10 exons. The annotation marks the transcript as partial. Lineage: Eukaryota; Metazoa; Chordata; Actinopteri; Gobiiformes; Gobiidae.
AGAGCCAUUCAGGACACUUUGAUAACAGUCACUCGAAUGGAGAAAGCCCGCACAGAGUACAGAGGAGCUCUGCUGUGGAUGAAGGAUGUCUCACAAGAACUGGACCCGGACACAUACAAACAGAUGGAGAAGUUUCGCAAAGUACAAUCUCAAGUCAGAGGAACGAAAACCCAAUUUGAAAAGCUGAAGAACGAUGUUUGUCAGAAAGUAGACAUGCUUGGAGCCAGCCGCUGUAAUAUGCUGUCUCAUUCGCUUUGCACAUAUCAGACCACUCUACUCCAGUUCUGGGAGAGGACUGCUCACGCCAUGUCAAAGAUCCACGAAGCAUUCAAAGGCCAUGUAACAUACCAAUUCACAACGCUUAAGGACCUGAGAGACCCUCUAGACCUGAUUUCAGAGAGUCAAGAGGAUAAGAAAGAGGAGGCCUUACAAAGAAACACAGAUAGCUUGGUGUCUUUGGAUGACAACAAGGUACCAGGAAGUGGCUCAGAUGCAGACCGCACCCCAGAUACUCAUUUUGACAUCUUAGCUCCAGAAUCGCUCCAUCCCUUCACUCCACCUCCAGCUCCACAAAGUAUUAGCAGUGUAUCGACACAUCAAGGUGACGGCGACCUUUUGCUUAUGACCUGUGAUGAAGCGCCUCCUCCACUGCUCCCCGAUCCUGUAAACAAGCCCGCUUUGCCUGCCUUGUUGCCCCCUCCCCAGCCCGGACUCCCACAGCAGUUAUGGGGCUUCCAGUCUAGUCAAACACAACAGCCCACCACCGGCCUGAGACAAGAUGAGGACGACACUGAAAAAGGAGACAUGGCAUUCCUCAAAGACCUCCUGAGCCCUGGUCCUGGUUCUUCAGAUGAGUUCACCAAAGAGUGGCAGGAUGCUUUUGGUGUUUUCGACAGUCCCACUACCCCUUCAUCUGUCCCAUCUGGAGCUGCAACAGUAUCAGCUAACAGUGGGGGGGCCUCCACAGCAACAACCAGACCGCCAUCAAAUCCCCCCAGCCCCACAGGCUUUCUGCCCUCACAGCUGCUCGACCACAGUCUCAGCUCCACAGGCUGGGCAACCCCUCCUAUGUUCCAAACCCCACCAAUGCAGCCGCCUACAAGCCAGAGCCACUCAGCACAGCCUCCACAAAGUGCAGCCAAGCCUGGUGCCCCAGGAUCAUCCAAAGACAUGUCCGCUUGGUUCAACUUGUUUGCAGAUUUGGACCCACUUUCCAACCCAGAUGCCAUUGGACGCUCUGCAGACGAGCUGCUCAACGCCUAAACUCCCAAUAUCCAUUUCUACUGAUUCACUGCGAAAGCUAAAUUGUAAAUCCCCAAACCCAUUUUAUCUGCAAAUGACUGUUAACUCUGCACCAAGCUACUAAGUCAUAUGCACACAGGGUUCUUAUGUGAGACUACAGUGUUUAUUUUGGAGCGUGUGGUGAGCUUGUUUUAUUGCUGUUUGCAUUGUUGGGGCGUGUGUCCUUUUGCUUUGUAUACAUUUGUAAAGGUUAUAAGGGAAGGUUACAUGUCCCUAAUUUUAUGUAGUAAUAUAACACAUGCUGUAUAUUGAACAUUGAAUCACAAAUACUUAACUCCUAUUUGCCUAAGCUGCUGCAACUCAAUAUAUGAUGUCUUAAUGUGCCCAUUCGAAAAAGUCCUACAUAUUCAUCUAAUUACCAUAGGAAUUUUCAUAGGUUAAUUAUUUAGGUUUCUAUGGCUAGAAUCUACAUUUGCUAGCUAAAAAUACUACACACCUACUGUUCUAUACCAUCUGUUUUAUAGUGAAAUGUUAAAGGAAAUCAUGUGAAGAAUGAAUUAAUAAGAUUUUUUUUUGCUAUUACUGCUCUACCAAACACUAUUUAAAAUCCUAAUUAUACUAAGUAUUUAUUUCUAUAUUAUUUGGCAAACAUUAUAAGACACUAUUUUUUCAGCUGUGACAUGUAUUGCACAGAAUACAUUUGGGGGGCAAGGGAAAAUCAAUGUUGCUGUUAAUUUCUUGUAAUUAUUCUACUUCUGAUUAGAAACUGCUGUAUCAAAACAACUGACAUUUGUGAAUGUUUAUGCAUCUCUUCACCUUGUGUUUGCUGUAUAUCAAAUAUGCAUCAGGCCAUAUUGAAAUGUCAAAUCAAAAUUUUCUUGCAAUUUUUGGUUUGACUUUAGGAAAUGAAAUGGUUACAAAGAAAAAUAUAUGCGUUAGAUGUGCAUUAUAUAACCUUUCUCUUUGAGUGUCAGCCACCUGCUUGUCUCCAUGGAGAUGUUGUUCCAUGGUAAAGCAUUAAACAUAUCUCUCUAUCUUGCAUUUAUUCUGUUAGAGACAUUUUAUUGUAGAAACCUAGAUUGAAAACAUGCUUUCUUGUUGCGGGCGUCUUUCCACGUGUCUGACCUGCAACUUGGCUUGGCGGCUUCACCUGCUUGUGACCAUGGAGAUCAAUAAGUUUAAUGCUUUACAGAGGAGCAUUCCACUCAAAGCAAUAACAUUACCAUAGAGACAAGCAGGUGGUGAUCUCUCAACCAGAAAAGUUGCAUAAUGCACCUUUAACUGUUGGUCAUUGCUUUAUAUUUUCAGUCAUUGUUUACUUUUGAUUUCAACACUGAAGACAAGAAUGUAUUAUAAUGAAUCACAGACGCUUUAUUUAAUUCAACUAUGCCUUUUAUUUCAUUUAAGGGAUUAAACAUGAAAUCUUGGCAGUUCUGUUUCCAAUAAACUGGACAAGCAAACAA